AUGCUGUUUCAGAUCACUUGGGUGGCAGGCUUUGUUCCGGAAGUUAACAUGUCUGAGGAAGAAAAGAAACUCAGCAAAAAUGAGCAGAAGAGGCUGGCUAAACAAGCCCAGAAGGAAAAGGAACGCCUGGAAAAGGAGGCAAAGCGUCUUGCUGGAUUGGAUCAAGCAAAUGCGAAGCCCGAAAAGAUCGUCAAGGAAGCAGAUCCAUCCGAUCCGCAAGAGUACUUCAACAUGCGAGUGGACAUGAUCAAUAAGAGGCGAGCAGCAGGAGAAAAUCCAUUUCCUCAUAAGUUCAAUGUAUCCAUUUCGCUUGCCGCUUUUGUAGAAAAGUAUGAGCGCCUUCAGAAAGAAGAAGUGUUGGACAAUGAAACUGUCAGCAUCGCCGGUCGUAUCUACUCGAAGCGUGAAUCUGGAAAGAACCUCGUGUUCUAUGAUGUGCACAGUGGAGGCACCCGUCUACAGGUGAUGGCAAAUGCAAGAUAUCACAAGGCAGGUGCUGAUAACUUCACGAUGAUCCAUGACAGAAUCAAACGUGGAGACAUUGUAGGGUUCACUGGCUUUCCAACCAGGACCAAAACGGGAGAACUGUCCGUUCUCCCAACUGAGGUCGAACAGCUUACGCCAUGUCUUCGAAUGCUCCCUCAUUCGCAUUACGGCUUGAAAGACAAAGAACUGAGGUACCGUAUGCGCUAUCUGGACCUGAUCGUCAAUCCGGAAGUAAAGGACAAGUUUGUUGUUCGUAGUAAGCUGGUCACGUUUUUGCGCAGGUAUUUGGACAACUUAGGGUUCCUCGAGGUCGAAACACCAAUAAUGAAUCAAAUAGCCGGUGGCGCCACUGCUAAGCCAUUCAUAACGCAUCACAACGAACUGGAUAUGGACCUCUUUUUGAGAGUCGCACCAGAACUCUAUCACAAGAUGCUUGUUGUCGGCGGUAUAGAUCGUGUUUAUGAGAUUGGACGAUUGUUUCGAAAUGAGGGAAUUGAUAUGACGCAUAAUCCCGAAUUCACCACUUGCGAAUUUUAUAUGGCAUAUGCUGAUUACGAAGAUGUGAUUCGUAUAACAGAAGAUUUGCUCAGCAAAAUGGUGAUGUUCAUUCAUGGAAAAUACAAAAUAGUUUAUCACCCGAAUGGACCUGGAACAGAACCAGCUCUCGAGAUUGAUUUCACUCCACCAUUCAAACGUGUGAAUAUGUACGAGGGGCUAGAAAAAGCGCUGGGUGUCAAGCUGCCACCUCCGGAUACCUUGAAGACUGAAGAGUCCCGCCAAGUGUUUGAUCGUUUGUGUCAGGAGAAAGGAGUUGAAUGUACUCCGCCUCGCACCACUGCCCGUCUUCUCGAUAAAUUGGUUGGAGAGUACUUGGAGAGCACAUUUGUCUCUCCAACAUUCCUUAUUGGUCAUCCACAGAUUAUGAGUCCUUUGGCGAAAUGGCAUAGAUCCGUUCCUGGCCUCACUGAAAGGUUUGAGUUAUUUGCUGCAAUGAGAGAGAUAGCAAAUGCCUAUACCGAGUUGAACGAUCCCAUCACCCAGCGACUAACUUUUGAGCAGCAGGCUGCGGACAAGAGUGCUGGAGAUGAUGAAGCCCAAAUGAUUGACGAGAACUUCUGUACUGCUCUUGAGUAUGGUCUUCCACCAACUGGAGGUUGGGGAAUGGGCAUAGAUCGACUGGCUAUGCUGCUCACGGAUAGCAACAACAUCAAGGACGUUCUUUUCUUCCCAGCCAUGCGGCCGGAAGAUCAAAGUCAAAAUCCUCUGGCUAAUGUUGAAGAUUCUCAAACCUGUUAG
Molecule: messenger RNA, 1782 nt
Organism: Ostertagia ostertagi
Lineage: Eukaryota; Metazoa; Nematoda; Chromadorea; Rhabditida; Trichostrongylidae
Source: the annotation of a GenBank genome assembly